AUGGAGGUAGAGAGAGGUGAGUCGAGCUCGAGGAAGAGGAAGUGGGAGAGACCACCACCAGGAGCGACAACACAUGAGCAACAGGCUAAGGAGCAAUCGCCAUUGACGCUAGCCACCUUGAAAGCGGUGAAAGAGCAGGUUGAAAAAAGGGGCAGUAGGAUAUCACAUGGUGUCAUCGUCAAGUACUUUGACAACAGCGAUGCUCCUUAUGACUGGUUGCUCCCUGGAUGGGUUGCGGAAGAGCGCUAUGUUCCGUCUGGUCGUAAGGGCCUUGGUAGGAUCUAUAAGUAUUACUGUGAUCCAACUGGGCAUAUGUACUACUCCAAACAUGUAGUCUUGUUUGCGUGGAAGAAAAUGAACAUCAUUUGCCUUGAUGCUUAA
This is a messenger RNA of Gossypium raimondii (Peruvian cotton), 381 nucleotides long. RefSeq lists its product as uncharacterized. NCBI's taxonomy places the organism in Eukaryota, Viridiplantae, Streptophyta, Magnoliopsida, Malvales, Malvaceae. Bases 1 to 381 code for a protein of 126 amino acids. The transcript is spliced from 2 exons. The record is from RefSeq and is a predicted model, not a curated record.